Phialemonium atrogriseum is the source of this 2880-nucleotide messenger RNA. Its product is annotated as D-isomer specific 2-hydroxyacid dehydrogenase. The record is from RefSeq and is a predicted model, not a curated record. Gene Ontology annotation, biological process: DNA-templated transcription; positive regulation of transcription by RNA polymerase II. The transcript is spliced from 10 exons. Lineage: Eukaryota; Fungi; Ascomycota; Sordariomycetes; Cephalothecales; Cephalothecaceae. Gene Ontology annotation, molecular function: sequence-specific DNA binding; oxidoreductase activity, acting on the CH-OH group of donors, NAD or NADP as acceptor; zinc ion binding. The coding region runs from base 1 to 2880 and encodes 959 amino acids.
AUGGGUUCUGUCACAACGGGGAAGCCCAAGGUGGUCUCCAUCACCUACCCCUCUUGGGCCGGGGAAGAUUACAUGGCUGAGUUCGAAAAGAGCUUUGAUCUUCGAGUGGUUGUCCCCAGCGAUCGCAAAGGCACCGUGGCGGCGCUCAAGGCCAAGGUCGAGUCCGAUGGGCCGUUUGACGCCAUUGUUAUCCUCAUGGGCAUUGGACCCUACGAGCCGUUCGACGAGGAGCUCCUGAAGCCGCUGGUUCCGCACUGCAAGCUCAUGGUAUCGGCGUCGGCCGGCUUCAACGAGUUUGACGUCGACUGGAUGACUAAGAACGGCAUCGUGUUCUGCAACAGCCGCAACGCCGUCAACGAAGCUACCGCUGACCUGGCUAUAUUCUUCAUCCUCGGUAUUCUGAGAAACUUCUCGCAACUGCAGAAGAGCAUUGCUCGUGGGAAAUGGCGGGCUGGUCUGCCGCCGGUGCGGGAUCCGUCGGGCUUGACGCUGGGAAUGGUGGGCAUGGGCGCCAUUGGAAAGCAUGUAGCGCGGAAAGCAGGGUGCUUUAACAUGAGGGUCAAGUACUACAAGCGGACGCAACUCCCUGCCGACGAAGAGGCAAAGCUAGGCUUGACGUACUGCGCGUCGCUGGAUGAACUGCUGGCGUCUGCCGACGUGCUGUCACUACACUGUCCGCUAAACAACGAGACUGUCGGUUUGAUUGGAAAGGAGCAGUUCGCCAAGAUGAAGGACGGCGUCUUCCUAGUCAACACCUGCAGGGGUCCUAUUAUCGACGAGACGGCCUUGAUCGAAGCCAUGGAGAGUGGCAAGGUUGCUCGAGCGGGACUCGACGUGUUCCACAACGAGCCCAACAUCAACCCCUACUUCAUCGACAACGAAAGGGUCAUGAUCCAGCCGCACAUGGGCGGGUUGACGGACGUGGCAUGGCAACGAGCAUACCGGGAGGCUUUGGAGAAUAUCAAGGCAUUUUUUGCGACAGGAAAAGCCAUAUCGCCAGUGAACGCUGAGGAGGAUCCCUCGACGAAGCGCUCCCUCCCUCCAGGAUACGUCAGCACACUUGAGGCCCGAGUCGCCUACCUCGAAGAUCUGCUCAAAGAUGCCCGUCCAGAUAUCGCCUUGGAUCAUUGGGAUGACGCUUCGGGAUCCGGGGCCGACGCCUCCCACACCGAGACGGGCACAACCGCCGUCACUGUGCCGACCGACAUCGUUUCAGACGCCCCUAACCGCGACAACAGUCCGGGUGUCAUAACCCACGCAAACGGUACUUCCGGCAACAGUCCAUCACGGAUCGAUAUGCUUUGCAUGGACUCGGCCCGAGGGCAACCAUUCUAUUUCGGUUCCUCCUCGCCGCUUCUCUUCACGCGCCUUGUCAGCUCCAUGCUGCGCGGGGUCCGAUCCCAGGCACCUGGCCUCACCAUGAGCGGCGUGGACGACGAGCUGCUUGCCGAGAUGCCGCAGCUCGCGCCGGCUCUCCUACCAAACCGCUUCUUCAAUGACUUGCUCGUCAAUGCUUACUUCGCCCACGUCCAUCCUCAGUACCCCUUUCUCCACCAACCUACCUUCAUCAAGAGCCAGAAGAACGUUCUAGACGCGACGGAAAAUGCCAUUCCGCCUGACCCUGUCGAGUUUUUCUUUGUCUAUAUGGUAAAUGCCGUCGGAGCUCUUGUUUGUCCAGCCUACUCUACAUCCCCAGCCGAGGGUCUAUACGCGGCAGCAGAAAACCUUAUGGAACACGUAAUGAAAAAGCCGAGCCUUCAAACAAUACAGGCUAUCCUCUGCUGCGCCAUGUACUCGAUGCGAUCAUCAAGCGGUGUCUCAGUCUGGAUGCUCUCCGGGCUAGCGUUGCGCCAAUGCAUCGAGCUCGGACUACACAGAAAAUCCGUCUGGAGAGCCAAGGGGGAUGUACUCGCCACCGAGAUGCAGCGUCGCGUCUUCUGGGUUGCCUACAAUCUUGACAGGUCCGCUGCAUUUUCUCUGGGAAGACCCCUGGGAAUCCCGGACCGCGACAUCGAUGUAGAGCUCCCAGCCGACGUUGACGACGAAGACGUCACGCCAGCCGGAUUUUUAAGGGAACCACGCCAACACCACUCGGAGCCCGCGAGACAAGUGUCCGCCGCAGUCCACACGAUCCGACUCCGACGAAUAUGGGGCGACAUCCAGUCCUUCAUCUACCCAAUAGAGGACGUGAACCAGGAGGCCAACCGACCAGGUUUCACGGUAGCCCAUUUGAGACAACGGCUACGAGACUGGCUGGAACAGAGACCUGGUGAUCUCGGCCCGGGAGACAAUAACCACGGCGUGCCAUUUGGGUCCGACAAGUGGUUCCUUCUCUCGUUCCACCACUCCAUCCUCCUGCUGCACCGACGCCGUCUCAUCGCAAGCACCGACACCGACACCUCCACCACGGGCGAAGCCUCGCACGACCUCGCCGGCGUAUACCUCGAAUGCGCCGAAUCGGCCGCGACGAUCGCCCGCACCUACCAAGAGCUAUACCUCGGCACGGCCGUCAGCACGACAUGGGGUGCCCUACACGUGCUCUUCCUCGGCGGGCUAACAUUCCUGCACUGCCUGUGGGCCAGCAAGGAGGUACGGCAGAGCUACAGGCGCGACGCCGUGUCGGCGAUCUGCACGUCGUGCACGAUAGUGCUGGUCGUCAUGGCGGAGCGGUGGUCUGCGGCCGCGCCGUACCGGGACGCGUUCAACGCCCUCGCGGCCGCGACGCAGUCGAUGCUGGUGGACGGGGAUAGCGCGCAGGCGGUUCCGUCGCUGCCGGUGCUGGAUGCCGCGGAGCAGGGGAACAUGGCGAAGUUCUUGUCUGGGAUUGAGGAGAUUGGCAUGUGUGAUUCUGUUGAGCACUUGCUUGGGGAGAUGGUAUGA